ACUCAGACGACUUAGAAUCUUUAGACAAAGACCAAGAGUCAGUAUACCAAGCAUCUGAAUAUUCAGAAUCAAUACAGACAGCACCAGACUAUAGCACACUAUUUGAAAGGUCAGAGGAAAACUCAGAUACAACAGAAACCUAUAGCGAUACGGUAUCAGAAAAAUCAGGGAUGGACUCAUCAUCAAAGCAACCCCAAAUAAAAACUGAAAUCUCAUCAAUUGGAGCUCAGUAUGUGCUUAGUGACCUAGGAGGGGUCACUGAAUUCGAACUAGAAGACAAAAGGUUCAGGAAAGAUUUCGAUGGGGGAUGGCACUGUAAAGACUCAAAAAUUUCACUUUUUCUGAAAGAUGGGGAGGAUAAGUUAGUUAUACCAGUAAAGUCAUUAUAUACAGGAAAAGGUAAGGAUAAGGAAGAGUUCAAGGAUGAUAAAGACGAGUUUGAUGAAGAAGAAAUGAAGAUACUUCUUGCAAAGAAGACUGAUGACUUGUCCGAGGAGGAACAAGAGAAAGUAGCAAGCUAUCAAAAACAUUACAUACUGGAGACUCAGAAAAAGUUGGUAGAGCUAACCCAAGCACAUGACCGAAGAGAAAGAGAGCUAGCUAAACAAAAAAACAAAGGUAUAUUUGAUACAGUAGCAGAAUACCUGGAAAAGAAUCAGACUGGUCCAGAUGAUUAUAAAUUAGAAAUUAACUUAGAUAACAUUUUUACAUCAGCAGGAUUAGGGGGAAAAGAAGUUAAGUGGGCAGAAUUUCCAAAAUUCGGAGGAGGGGAAGAUGAUCCAUAUGAAUGGCUUGACCAAUAUGAAGCUGCUUGUGAAGUGAAUGGAGUAAAGAGUAACAGAAUGUUAGACUUAUUAUCAGCAAGUUUAGAAGGACCAGCUUUGUCGUGGUGGAGAUCUGCUAGAAAAACUGUAAUAACAUGGGAAGCAUGGAAAUCAGAGUACAAGCGUAAAAGAUCAUUCAAAUACCAAUUCUUAACCAGAUUCUGUGGACCUGAAAGACAACAGAGAUGGAUGGAAGAACUUCGGAAUUGUAAGCAAAGACCAGGAGAAACAGUCAGUGAAUAUUAUGGUAAAUUACAAACCUUGUAUAGAAAGGCAGACCCAGCUAAACAAUACCCAGAAAGAGAUAACUAUCAACAAUUCUUGAAAGGUCUAAGAAGUGAAUUACGAACAGCAGUAAGACUAGCAGCUGCAUCCAACCUUAGAGAAGCUGUGGAAAGAGCAAAGGCUGCAGAAGCUGCUUAUUCCAUGGAUGGAUCUUUGGCAGGAUACUCGUUGGUAAAGAAACAUGAUGAGGAGCUCCACAAAGAACUUAAAGAACUGAAAGAGCUUUUAACAAA
Messenger RNA from Entrophospora candida, 1342 nucleotides. Lineage: Eukaryota; Fungi; Glomeromycota; Glomeromycetes; Entrophosporales; Entrophosporaceae. The record is from the annotation of a GenBank genome assembly.